UAGUCCUGCCAGAGGGGAGUAAAUUUAUAACCUUUAAAAGGGGGGUAUCAGACCAGGGAAGGGUUAGAGUCAUUCAACAGGCAGGAAACUUCAAGUGGGCAUUGUUGAACAUCAUUACCUGUGACUUAAAAACGGAUAUGAAGGGACUGAGAAGGCCAACAGCUUAUGCGCUGACACUGCUUUUGGCAGCUUCAUGUAUAGCCAGCACUUGGGCUAUUCCUCAGGGCCAUUUCCAGAGAAGAAACUGGACUCCACAGGCUAUGCUGUAUUUAAAGGGUGCACAGGGACGUCGUUUCAUAUCAGAUGACAGAAAAGAAGGAGAUGGAGAAAUUUAUGACAGACUACAGCUGGAGACACGCAGCCACAGUUCAGAUCCUAUCUCCUUUUCAGAAGCUGCUGCCAUGCUGAUUGACUUUAUCAGACAGGCACAAGAAGGAGUUGAAGCUGAUGAAACUGACCAGUUUGGUUCUUUGCACAAUAUCCUAAACUGGAGGAAACAGCUGUUCUGAAAGUCCAUGAAGUAAACGUGUUUGCAUAAUAAAAAAGACUAUGCUGAGCUGGGAUUAUGGCAAAAUGGAUAUCAUGCACUCUGGGGUAUUCAUGAAAUGAGCUUGCAGAUCAUGCCCUGUUUUCAGUGCAAAGUCAGUUUCAAUAUUAUUUUUAUAACCAAAACAUGGCCCCAUAUUCCAUAUACAGGGCAGUUCAUCUAACUUGUCUGAUCAAGAGUUCAGUACUGCUAGCAGGACAUUUUCCUUUUGUUCGGUUUGCAGAUUAAUAAAUGAGUAAAAUUAAUGGUCAUUGCACUAGUAGUUACAAUGAUGGAAUUGUGUGUGUUGUUUUGUAUAAUAAAAUAUAUGGCUCAGUAUAAUUUUUUUCUGAAUGCACAUUGACAUAAAAGAGCAUUUCAUUUUAUUGUAUCUAGAGUGUUUAUAUGUAUUAAACUAUUUGCUAGAAUGUAAAUCUUUAAAAAAUAAAUAAAAAAAUUGUAUUUAAAAGAC
Protopterus annectens (West African lungfish) is the source of this 998-nucleotide messenger RNA. It is a transcript of the gene SPX, whose product is annotated as spexin hormone. The record is from RefSeq and is a predicted model, not a curated record. The transcript is spliced from 6 exons. Gene Ontology annotation, molecular function: neuropeptide hormone activity. Bases 138 to 509 code for a protein of 123 amino acids. NCBI's taxonomy places the organism in Eukaryota, Metazoa, Chordata, Ceratodontiformes, Protopteridae.